This is a messenger RNA of Astrephomene gubernaculifera, 5272 nucleotides long. The record is from the annotation of a GenBank genome assembly. Lineage: Eukaryota; Viridiplantae; Chlorophyta; Chlorophyceae; Chlamydomonadales; Astrephomenaceae.
CAUUUGCCGAGAUGAUCCAAGUCCGUGCACGCGGAAAGUGCCCUAACUGCCUAGCUGAGAGCGUCUAAUUAAAGCGCUGUAUAGUGUCUAUUGUCAGACGGUUACAAGAUGGUCCAAUGACAUCGAAGGCGUAAAGAUGCUAAUAUAGGAAGGAAUCCAGCCCACGUGCAAAAUAAUGCCUAAGACCUCAUGCGAGUUUUAUGCGUGCUGCUUUUUAUAUUUUGAUAAAUGUGAAAGAAGUGCUCAUCAAUUGGGUUAAUAUGGCGAUGAUGUCGGAAAGCGACCUGCUGCUACCACGGAUUGUUACUCUGCAAGACGAUCCCAGCGAUGAUGGCGGAGGAGGAAGUACCCGUCGUCCUUCUGCGCCCUUAAGAUGCAAGGUAGAAGGGUGCAAUGCCAAUCUGGAAAACGCGCCCAAGACGCAUCAGCGGUUUCGCUUGUGCAACGAACACAUCAAGGCACCGUGUAUCUUAGUGGACGGCGUUCGAAGCCGCUUCUGCCAACAGUGUUCUCGCUUUCACCCGCUGGUGGAAUUUGAAGGCUUAAACCGGACCUGCCGAGUCAUGUUGGCAAAGAAUCGUGCCCGCCAGCGGAGUCAAGCACAGCAGCAGCUCCCGCAUUGGCAACCCUGCCACUCCAAUCAGCAACAUUUGUCGCCAUCCCUGCAGCACCUCACCCCACAACCACCGCAGGGCUGGAUCCGCGCCGCAAGCGCACCCAUAAUGAGCUCCGACCCUGCUUUGCAGGCUGCUGCUGCUGCUGCCACCCAUAGCAGCAUGGCUCCCCCCGUCCCUUCCAGCAGCGUACCCAUGUUGCCGGGGAGGUGGAGCUGGGGUGCAGGCGCACCUGGCACCGCUGGUCUCGGCGUGGGAGGCGUUGGAGGGCCCAUGAGCCCUGCUGCCGACGCAGCAGCAACUGUAUACGGGUUGAUGGUAGAGGAGUUGGGUGUAGGGCCGGGGCCUUCCGCGCCAGCAGCAGCAGCAGCAGCCUUCUCACCUGCAGCAACAUACAACUCGGCGCCGCUGGCGACGGUUCAGAGCGAUGAGUGGCUGCUACCGCGAGCGGACGUGCUUCCGUUUCCCUCAGCCGCCAAUGAGGUGCUUGGGAAGGCUGGCGGCGACAGCAGGAGCACUGCUGCCGCAGCUGCAACAGGCACUGCCACUGCGGCUGCUGCAGCCGGUAGAAAGAACUGCAGAGGUGGCAUCCAGUUAGAACUAAUAGCAGGUAUGGCGGUUUCCAUAGGCGAGGCGGACUCACCCAGCGGUAGCGCAGAUGAUCUUGAGCAGGAGAACGAGGAGGCUGAAGACGACGAAAGCAUAAGCGGAGGCAGCGAUGGCCUAUCAACCAUGCCCGCCGCUGCUGAGGCUGCGGCGACUGCUCCUGCAACCUCCCAAGUGGCUGCUGUCAUCGACACCGGACUGCCUCAACCUGCUCCGGUCUUACUUGAUCGCCCAGCUCAGCGACCUCCUACAACCGCCAGCAGCCAGCAGCAAAGCAUGCAGCAGCCGCAGACACCAGCUGCAGUGCUUGACCGGCAGGGCGCUGUUGCCAGCGGCACCAUUGCCGCCGGUAGGAGUGGUGGUGGUGGCCUCAGCACACAGCGCGGAGGGCAAGGCCGCAGCGUAAGUGGUACUGACGGAGGAACUCUCCGGCUGGCAGGCAGUGCCCGAAGUCCCGGGCAGUUCUGCAGUCCGCUAGGCCCUUUCGAAAGCGGCGAUGCUUGGGCCGGGGCGAGGGCUGGUACAUGGGUCGAGGGAGGUGUCGGCGCCAGGGCGGUGGGAGGGGCUUUGGGCAGCCAUGGUGGUGAGACACGUCACUCGGUCUGGGCAGUGGCUCCUUUCACCGGAAAGCUGGCGCCGGCACCUACGGCAGCUGGCGGGCAGUUUGCAGCUGCGGCUGCAGGCACGCAGCUAGGGCAACUGGCACCGCUGGGCCAGCGGCUGCAGCAUCCCAAUUUGGCGGCUUCCAAGGCUGGGGGAAUGCUGGCGAGUCCAGCCGCCGGCGUUGUUGCCACAGCCGCCACCGCAACAGCCGCAGGUGCAGCUGCUGCUAUGAGUAUUGGGGGUGGAGGCGGCAGUAGCAGCAUGAGCAUUAGCUGCGGCAGUAGUGGCAUGGUGCUGUCAGAGCAGCACGCGGGAGGUGGGGCUGGUGGUUCUGAUGCUGCCGCCAGCAGCGGCGGCGGUUCUAAGCGACAACGCAGCGGCAACGGCCAGCGGCGUACGGCGCCAGGCGCUGCUGGCUUAGGAGGGCCUGAAGCAGCGGAUUUACAGCAUGGGCAGCAGCAGCAGCAGGAGGGUGUUGCAGUGCAGCAGGCGACGUCCAGGGGAAGCCAAGUCCUGAACCUGUGUCUGCUGCAGCAGCAACAGCAGAUGCGACAGUUGCGGUAUUUGCAACAGGUGCAACAGCAGCAGCAGUUGCUGCUUCAACAACAGCAACAGCUCCUACUGCAGCGCCAUAUGCUAUUGCAACAACAACGCCGUCAACAACAGCAGUGGCAGAGGCAGCAACAACGACAACCGCAGGAGCAGCAGCAGCAGCAGCAGGAGCACAACCAGCAAUCAGACCGGACGCAACGGGAGCUAGAGCAGCAUGCUUCAAUUCCAGAUCCUCUUACUGCGGUCGACCAGCUCCCAGUGCCCGGCGUAGUGCAACCUGGGCCUGUCAGGCCGCAAGGCUUGCAGGCGCCGGCCGCAUUUUUGGCCGAGGAGCCAUUCCAGUCCUUACUAGAAACGUCGGCGCCGGCCGGAGCACUACCGGACAUUCCACCGGCUACGAGCCCCCUUGGUGGUCCUGGAGGCCAGAAAAGGGGUGGUGCUGAAGCUGUCACCUUGGGUCCCGAGGUCGGUGUAGGUGACGUGAACCUAGUACUUGGAAGCUCGGCAGAGUGUGACCGCUUGUUGGGUGGGUCCCCGGUAUCGGUAGGAAGCGCUAUGGAAAUUGGAUUAGAGCUGCUGACACGGCGUAACAGCAAUGCAGGAGGCGAAAGCGCUGAGGGUGGCGGCGUUGCUGGUCAGGGCGGCGGCUUGCAGCAUGGUGCAGCAGCAGCAGUAGCGGCAUCAGCGGCCGGACUGGUUGUAGGUAUUCCUUCAGAGAAGAGUGGCACUAGCAGCUGUCGGGAAGCAGCUGCAGCAGCGGAUGACACGGCGGCCCUGGCGGCCUUAGCUGCGGAAUGGAGCCAGCUGCCCGACUCAAGCCCAGAGGAGGCGGCGGCGAGAAAGCCGCAUACCGACCCACGGGUCAGUGCGCCGCUUGAUUUGCCACCGUCGCCAUUACAGGCGCAGGCGCAGGGCAGUCAAGUGGGUGUUGCAGCAGCGCCAGUCACGGCAUUUCAGCAUAACUUGCCAUGUCCUGAAACCCCAUUGACAGUUACUGGAGGGCGCUUGGGAAUGCAAUCGCCAUCACACCUGCAGUUAUUACAAGCACAACUGCUGCAACAACAGAUGGGGCCGCUGCACCUUGUCGCUGAGACACCAAGUACGCCGCCGCCGCCUCAUCAGCAGCCUCCUCAACUGCAACCCCUGCAAACGCAGCAGCAACAGCAGCAGCUCCAGCUUCUAAUGCCCAGGGCGCAGUAUCCUUCGCACGUCGUGUUGGGCAUGACGCCAACAGCGUCCAGACGUCAUCAGCCGCCGCCACCAGCUGCUUUGUCCCCAUCCAUGUCAGUGCCAUGCCUGACGAUCCGACCGGAUCCUUCAGAUCCGCCGCUCUUGCCGCUGCCACCUCGGCCCAUGUCAGUUUCCGCUGCGGGCUGCCUUCCAGGACAGCCGCAGGUGCUGCAGCAGCAGCUGCGCCCGCUGCAGCAGCUACAGCCAGGCCUGCUGCCGGGGGCGCAGUCGGGCUUUCUGCAGUCAUGGCCGCACCCUCUCCAGCUGCAACAGCAGCUGUUAGCUGGCUUUCCGGUGCUGCCGCCGCAAUUGCAGCAGCAGGAACUGCAGGAACUGCAGCAAAUGCAUCAGCAGGAACAGCGACAACGACAACAGCAGCAGCAGUAGCACGGCCGUCAACUAACAGCAGACGAUGUGCCUCAUCGCCUUGAUCGGUCCACAAGCUGCAUGCCCUGACUGGAGCUGCAGGAAUGGCCUUAAACGGAGUCGUGGGUAUAUUGGUGCAAAGCGUUCUAUGGGGUUGCCGGCUGCUGCUUGCAUUCUGAUCAUUAUGACUACCGAGGCUAUCUAUGUUCCAUGGCUAGACGGGGCAACCCAGGGGCAACCGAUGUUAGCCAAGUGUAGAGAAUCCGUCCUGUAGCAGAGGUGUCAGCUGAGAGCGCUGAGAGCAGCGGCAAUGGGCUUAAAUUGAGCAUUCGUGUUUAUUGGAACAAUGUGAGCGUGGCAACAAGCGGUUGAGGUACGGGUUACAGUUGAGAAUUGGAUGGCGGCCAAGCAGGCGCACAGCUUGCUGCCCGAGCCAUUGCAUUAUUCGGUGCAUGACGGACGGAACCACAUUGAACCACAUUGCUUGGCUUUUUAUUUUGCUUGCAUGCGGCACGUCCGUUGGAAUUGGUUGGUGCAUUGUAGCAUAAAAACGAGCAGGAACCGAAAUGUAGAGGCCGGAGGCUUACGGGAGAGGGCUCGAAGGCACAGCAAGCAGGAGCCAUGGGGGCCAGCUGGAGGUAGCAUUCAGCAGUCGAGCGUGGAAGGAGCGGAGUGGGGUGAAGUGGGCAGAUGAGCAGUAGCUACCGAUGACGUGUAGGUUUGUAGGAAGUGUGGAGGGCACUCCUGACCGCUUUGAUUGUUACUAGUAAUUAUAUUACCCAACCCGGCCUUCCCGUAUCGUAUCAAAGGGUUACAAACUGCAAUUUUCCUGGGCCUGCUGGCUUCGUGGCUAUUGUUUUUUGCCAAGUUAUUGUACGUGUGGGGAUCAGCUGCUAAGGAUGAUGAGAGCCUCUCUUUCUUCGAGAUCCUGCUUCCUCGCUCAACGGAAAUGUGGGUUUCCCUGACUCUGGUUGCUGCUCACAGUCACUUCGGUGCUAGGAGGUGUACAAGUAUCUAUUAAUACCACCAGACCCUGGCCACCCUGCCGGCCCUGGCGGGCAACCGCGACACUGUUGUGGACUUACGACACUGCAUGCUUUUGUUGUAUUGUGAUGUGCAAGGUUUGCUUCGGGCCUCAGCACCAAGCCAUGCGCCCUGUACUAGAGAAGGAAAGGAAGGGCAUUACUCAUGAUGCGUUGGCCCUGUCACACAAACUGUCUUGUAGCGCUGUAAGGGGUGCCUAGAGAGAUACUGAAACAUGGUAUGCCUAUUUUGGCAGCAGGAAUUGCUCUGCACGGUAC